Messenger RNA from Euleptes europaea (tarantolino), 956 nucleotides. RefSeq names its product solute carrier family 39 member 3 (gene SLC39A3). Bases 9 to 956 code for a protein of 315 amino acids. Gene Ontology annotation, cellular component: plasma membrane. NCBI's taxonomy places the organism in Eukaryota, Metazoa, Chordata, Lepidosauria, Squamata, Sphaerodactylidae. Gene Ontology annotation, molecular function: zinc ion transmembrane transporter activity. The transcript is spliced from 2 exons. The record is from RefSeq and is a predicted model, not a curated record. Gene Ontology annotation, biological process: zinc ion transmembrane transport.
CAGAAAAGAUGAAGGUGCUCGUAGCCAAGGUGCUGUGUCUCCUGGGGGUGUUUGUGCUCAUGCUGGGCGGCUCGCUCCUACCGGUGAAGAUCAUUGAGGCCGACUACGAGAAGGCUCAUCGCUCCAAGAGGGUCCUCGCCCUUUGCAGUUCCUUUGGAGGGGGCGUCUUCCUGGCCACCUGUUUUAACGCGCUGCUUCCUGCCGUGCGGGAAAAGCUCCAGGAGGUCCUGAAGGGCGGGGGCGUGACCACCGACUACCCCCUGGCCGAAACCAUCAUGCUGAUGGGCUUCUUCCUGACCGUCUUUCUGGAGCAGCUGAUCCUGACCUUCCGGAAGGAGAAGCCGUCCUUCAUCGACCUGGAGACCUUCAACGCCGGCUCGGACGUGGGCAGCGACUCCGAAUACGAGAGCCCCUUCAUCGAGACCUCCUGGGGGCGGCACCACCCUGGCGAGCAUGGCCCCCACUCCCAUGGCCACGGCCUGAACGUCCAGGAGCUGUCCCGCUCCAGCCCGCUGCGCCUCUUCAGCCUGGUCUUCGCCCUGUCGGCCCACUCCAUCUUCGAGGGCCUGGCCCUGGGCCUGCAGGAGGAAGGGGACAAGGUGGUGAGCCUCUUCCUGGGUGUGGCCAUCCACGAGACGCUCGUGGCGGUGGCCCUCGGCAUCAACAUGGCCAAGACCGCCCUGCCGAUGAAGGACGCGGCCAAGCUGGCCAUCGUCGUCAGCGCGAUGAUCCCGGUGGGCAUCGGGGUCGGCGUGGGUAUUGAAAGCGCCCGGAACGUGGCCAGCAAUGUGGCCUCGGUGCUCCUGCAGGGCAUCGCGGCGGGCACCUUCCUCUUCGUCACUUUCUUCGAGAUCCUGGGCAAGGAGCUCGAAGACAAGAGCGACCGUCUGCUCAAAGUCCUCUUCCUGGUGCUGGGGUACACCGCCUUGGCGGGGCUGGUCUUUUUCAAGUGGUGA